Molecule: messenger RNA, 682 nt
Organism: Mizuhopecten yessoensis (Yesso scallop)
Lineage: Eukaryota; Metazoa; Mollusca; Bivalvia; Pectinida; Pectinidae
Product: perlucin-like protein
Exons: 5
Coding region: 39-509 (156 amino acids)
Source: RefSeq, a predicted model, not a curated record
GUUACACAUCAAGGUCAUCUCAUUAACUACAGUUUGCAAUGGCGUACAUAAUGAAAUUGCUUUGCGUUCUGCUUCUGUGCGGAUGCACACGUGCUUGUUUGGGCGGAUGGAAAAAAGACGGGGAUUAUUGUUUCAUGUUUAGUCAUAACCAGGUCACGUGGAGUGAGGCUGAGAGUAUUUGCCAGCUUUUCGACAGUAAAUUAGCAGAGCCACAAACAGCUGAAAUGGAUACAUUUAUUGGUAGCCAGGCUGUUAAGAACCAACGAAAGUACUGGUUGGGCGGAAGUGACAUCAUGCAGGAAGGCUAUUGGAAAUGGAUGUCUACAUUGGAACCCAUGGUGUAUACCCACUGGCAUGCUCCAGAUCCUAACAACGGUAACCAAGGAGAGGAUUGUCUGCUUAAUAACUGGUACGGUGCAGGGAGGUGGGCGGACGGGGAAUGUGAAUGGAAAGAAUUCUACAUCUGUCAAAGAAUAGAUGAUUCGGUAUCUACUGGAGUGAUUGGAUAAAAGGAGAAAACUCAAAACUUAUAAAAUUGCCGUAACUCGAAAGAAUACAUUCCGAAUAGCUGUUUAUUUCUGUCUUUACUUUCUGUUUUAUCGUUUGUAUGACGUUGUGUUAGACAGACUGCGGACGUUUUCGGAUGUUUAUUAUCAGGCAAUAAAGAAUAAGUAAAACGAAA